Molecule: messenger RNA, 6273 nt
Organism: Xenopus laevis (African clawed frog)
Lineage: Eukaryota; Metazoa; Chordata; Amphibia; Anura; Pipidae
Gene: sv2a.S
Product: synaptic vesicle glycoprotein 2A
Exons: 13
Coding region: 367-2556 (729 amino acids)
Biological process (GO): transmembrane transport; chemical synaptic transmission
Cellular component (GO): synaptic vesicle membrane; presynapse; membrane
Molecular function (GO): transmembrane transporter activity
Source: RefSeq, a predicted model, not a curated record
CUCAUCCUCCUGCAUCUCCGCUCAGCAUCCUCAGCUCAGCAUCCCUCCAGCUGCUCUCCAUACUGCACCCCCUUAACCCAGGCCUUCCAGGGGGCACCCACCUCAAGGACCUGAAGGAUCUCCAGACAUCUGACCAGAGUUGGCAUUUGCAACCCCAGGAAAGCAUGAUAAUUAAUCACACAGACCAACAGCAGUACUGGAAAGCAGCAACCCACCCAGAACACUGCUAACAUAGCUGCUCUCCCCAAAAACAAGGUUAGGCCUCUGGCAUUCCAGGCUGAGAAGUCAGCAUUUGAGCACAAUCAUACAUUUGAAUUCCAAGAUUACAAUCCUAAGGUAGGGUAGCAAGCCUUGUAGCAUUCAGCCAUGGAGGACACAUACAAAGACCGGACUGCCUUUAUUCGAGGAGCUAAAGACAUUGCGAAGGAGGUCAAGAGACAUGCAGCCAAGAAAGUGGGCAAGGGUGUGGACAAGAUGCAGGAUGAGUACACAAAGAGAUCUUAUACAAGAUUUGAGGAAGACGAUGAUGACGAUUACCAGCCACAGGAUGGAUAUUAUCGGGAUGACACUCUGAAUGAUGAGGAAGGAGGCUCUAGUGAUGCCACCGAGGGGCAUGAUGAAGAUGAUGAAAUUUAUGAGGGGGAGUAUCAAGGUAUUCCCCGUGCUGAUUCCAUGAAGGGAGAUCACCUCACAAAUAACCAGCAGCUUGUUACAGAAUUCAAAGACUUUAAUGAUUUGGAAGGUCAAAGGAAAAAAGACAAGGAGGAGCUAGCUCAGCAAUAUGAGGCGAUCCUACAAGAGUGCGGACACGGGCGCUUUCAGUGGACACUCUAUUUUGUUCUUGGACUUGCCCUAAUGGCCGACGGAGUAGAGAUCUUUGUGGUGGGAUUUGUGCUGCCAAGUGCAGAGAAAGACAUGUGCUUAUCUGACUCCAAUAAAGGCAUGCUGGGUCUCAUCGUCUACCUGGGGAUGAUGGUUGGUGCGUUCUUUUGGGGAGGGCUGGCAGACCGAAUUGGCCGACGGCAGUGCCUACUUAUCUGUCUCUCUGUCAACAGCGUUUUUGCCUUCUUUUCUUCAUUUGUCCAGGGAUACGGCACCUUCUUGUUCUGCAGGCUUCUAUCUGGUGUUGGUAUCGGUGGGUCCAUUCCAAUAGUCUUCUCCUAUUUCUCUGAGUUUCUAGCCCAAGAAAAAAGGGGAGAGCACUUGAGUUGGUUGUGCAUGUUCUGGAUGAUAGGCGGGAUAUAUGCCUCAGCAAUGGCUUGGGCCAUCAUUCCACACUAUGGAUGGAGCUUCCAGAUGGGUUCCGCUUACCAGUUCCACAGCUGGAGGGUGUUUGUGCUGGUGUGUGCAUUCCCAUCUGUGUUUGCUAUAGGAGCUCUAACCACCAUGCCUGAGAGCCCUCGCUUUUUCUUAGAGAACGGGAAACAUGAUGAAGGUUGGAUGGUGCUAAAGCAAGUUCAUGACACCAAUAUGAGAGCCAAAGGACACCCUGAGAGAGUGUUUUCCGUGACCCAAAUUAAAACUAUUAAGCAAGAGGAUGAGCUUGUUGAGCUCCAGUCAGACACUGGGACCAUUUACAGACGCUGGACAAUCCGAAUGCUCAACCUAUUACAACAGGUCUGGGCCAACUUCCGUCAGUGUUUUGCCCCAGAAUACCGACGUACUACUCUCAUGAUGAUGGCUGUUUGGUUCACUAUGUCGUUCAGUUACUAUGGGCUGACCGUGUGGUUCCCAGACAUGAUCAAACACCUGCAAAAUAUCGACUACGCCUCUCGUACAAAGUACUUCCAUAAUGAGUCUGUGAAUAACUUCAACUUCAACUUCACCUUGGAAAACCAGGUCCACAAGAAAGGAGAAUACCACAAUGACAAAUUCAUAGGCCUCAAGCUGAAGUCGGUCAUCUUUGAAGAUUCCUUGUUCACCGACUGCUACUUUGAGGAUAUCACCUCCAGUAACACUUUCUUCAAAAACUGCACUUUCAUUCGCUCAAUGUUCUACAACACCGACCUGUUCGAUUACAAGUUCAUCAACAGCAAGUUCACCAACAGCACGUUCCUGCACAGUAAGGAAGGGUGCCAGCUGGACUUCAGUGAUGAUAUCAACAACGCCUACAUGAUAUACUUUGUGAGCUUCCUGGGCACCCUCGCAGUCUUGCCUGGCAACAUUGUGUCUGCUUUGCUCAUGGACAAAAUCGGGCGCCUUCGAAUGCUGGCUGGCUCCAGUGUUAUGUCUUGCAUCAGCUGCUUCUUCCUGUUCUUCGGAAACAGCGAGUCAGCCAUGAUUGCUUUGCUCUGCCUUUUCGGAGGGGUCAGCAUUGCUUCUUGGAAUGCCCUGGAUGUCUUGACGGUGGAGCUCUAUCCUUCUGAUAAGAGGACCACAGCUUUUGGAUUCUUGAAUGCCCUCUGCAAAUUAGCUGCUGUCCUGGGAAUCAGCAUUUUUACUUCAUUUGUUGGGGUAGCCAAAGCCGUACCCAUCUUGUUGGCAUCUGCAGCAUUGGCGGUGGGUAGCUUUCUAGCCCUCAAACUACCGGAGACCCGAGGUCAAGUACUUCAGUGAAACGCACCCAUGUACAAACAGAUAACAUAUGUAGGCACUGUGAAACGUCUUUUUUUUUGUGGGGCCUGGCCCUGAAUCCUCCUCUCCCCUGAGAUAUCAAUACGGUAAUAUGAAUAAGUGUUUGAGAUAGAGUGAUAGAUAGAUUGAGUGCUUUCAAGAGAACAGAAGGCUGAAAUUGUUUGCACUAUUGCUAGUCUUGAGAGUAUCUUCAAGGAUUAUUUUGAGUUUGAGGUGGUUUAAGAUAAUCAGAAUUGUAAUUGUAGGAAAGAGGAGAGUUGAGGCUUCCCACAUACCCUUGUUUCUGAGAACAUUGACUGAAAGAUUCUUGAGGUUUAUAAAAAAAAAAUUCUUUAUCGUCUGAAAAAAAGCAAUGGUCUUUACAUACAGGUGGUAACUACUGACAUAUGGAAAAAAUGAUAUACUUGCUGAUAUUGAUUUAAAAGGGGAAGUUCACCUUUAAAUUCAACUGUAGUAUGUUAUAGAUGGACCUAUUUAAAGCACAUCUUCAAUUGGUAUUUGUUUUUUUGUAAUGGUUAGGCUUUUUAUUCUGGCCUUCAACCUGAAAAUGCUGUUUGUCUGGGUCACAGAUCCAGGCAACCAAAAAACAUCUUUCCAAGGACUACAGCAACACAGAUAACUCUUAAAUUUCCAAGCUUGAGAAACACACAAUGUAAAAUGGAAAGAUUUCGAAAUUUGCCAAAAACUUAAAAAUGAAGACCACUUGCAAAUUGUCUUAGAACAAAUAACACGCCUAAAUCAUACCAAGGGGGUUAUUUAUCAAAAUCCUUGAAAAAUUCAAGUUUUUUUUUUACUAUAAUAUCCAAAUUUUUAGUUGAAAAAAAACCCUGAAUUUUUCAAAAUGUAUUAAACCCCGUGGCUGUAAAAAGUCUGAAUGUGAAAAUCAUCUUCAACCUGUCGUGGUCCUGUAGAAGUCAAUGGCAGAGGUCCUAUUUGAAUUUGCGCUGGGUUUCAUACAAUAGUCCAAACAUUUCUGACUUUUCCGACGAUUUCAUGAAAAUGUCGGACUUUUCGGGCAUAAAAUCCAAAGAAUUUGGAGUUUUUACGAAACAAUCAAAAAAGUCACGGUUUUUGUCAAUCCAGUUCCUUUUCAUGGAUUCAAGUUUGGUCGGACUUUUUCAUUUAAAUAAUCUAAAAAAUGUGGAUUUUGAUAACUAACCCCCCAAAAGUAAAAUUUAUGGUGAAUUACCUCUUUAAAACUCCAAACCACUUUUCACCAGUUAUUGUAUGAAAUUGCACAGGACUACUUUCCUAUUUCCCCUAUAAAGAGGCUCCUUCCAGAUCCCUCACCAUCUAGCUGACUCUUACCCUGUUGUGCUGGACCAGAACCAGCCCAGAGUUUUCAGUCCAUAGUGCAGAUAUGCAGAAACUAAGAGGUAGAGCUGGAAUAUGGGAUAUAGUCCGGUAGCUCAAUGCACUAUAACUGGUGAAAGGACUGUUCUGGGUCUUUAAUUUCCCUUUAAAAGAUAAAUUACUACCUGUUGUAGAACCUUUAAAAAACAAAAACAGUAACUUGAUGCAGAUAAAUGUCAAACCUAAGUCAAUGCUUACACUAAACAAAGGUUAUUACAUAGACCUUAAUAAGUCAUGGCCAUAAUUAGUUAAAUAGACAGGUAUUUUAGAGGGGGGCAAUAAGGUUUUGGAUAUCAGCUAUAUACACUAGGUGGCAGCAGUGCACUUACAACAUAUUCACUAGAUAUCAUACAUUUUUCAAUGAGCAAUGAUUCUGUUAUCAGUGGCACUUAUAAUACAGUUGUAUUCCCACUGCAACAUGUCUUUCGUGGCCAAUUUGUAGUGGCAAUUGUAAAUGUAAACACCGGAAAGCAGUCAAACAUUCCUUUAAACGAGGGCGCAGUUGAAUAGACCUCUUUUUAAUCAAGAGAUCUGUCAAAUUUCCUUAAAAGCACAAAGCAAGUGAAGAGGAGGUCUGAGAUGUUUAACAAACCUACUUUGUUAGUUUGAGCACAUAAACAAGAUAAAACGAUUUUUUUUUAAUCAACUGCCAUAUUUAUAAAAUAUAUAUAACUGCACACAUUUCUUAAAAAAAAAAAAAUUUCAAUUGUUGAUCAAGUUUAAAAGCAUAUCCUGGAUACAGGGAGGUGUUAAUUAUAAAAUAUUCCGUUAUCGUGGCAUGGAAGUAAUUGGUUCCUGGAUGAGGAACAGGGAUGUCUUCAGUUGUUGUGGAAAUACAUCUCUCACUUUCUUCACCAGCGAAAACAUUGGGGUUUGUAUUUCUGCAAGUAUUGGGAGGCCACAGCUUCAAUACUCUUUAUUUUAGCCAGAAUCUGUUAACAGGCCUUGAUAGCUUUAAGCUAGAUAUAAACAGGCUGAUCAUAUCUUCAGUCCUUUUGCCAACAAUUGGAUCUCCAGUAGAGUACUGUUGGCCCAGAGGCCACCGACAGCAUCUAUGGAUUUUUCAUGUCAGUUUUGUCAAUAUCUGAACCAGAAAUGAUCAGGUAUUGCUUAAGGAGACCAUAGUUUGACUAUAGUAUAACCAAUCUGCAUCCAAUAUCUGCCUAUGUCCAGCUUUACUGUCUUUCAUUGGAAAGAUAAGGCAUUUUUCUUGAAACUCCCAAUCUUAAAGGGGAACCACAAAAUCUUCUUGUUCAAAGAGUGUGUUCCACUUGAAAGAUCACAAUAAUACUUAGGGGCUUCAGAUUUCCUCCACUAUACUGGGCUGCCAUUUCUCUAUGUUCAAAAUGGUGUUCAAUAUAGACAUUUUGCAUUGCCAAUCAGUAGAAGGCCCUUGGCAUUUAAGAAUUUAAAGCAACUGGUUGCAUAGUUCAAGUCAAGUUAUUGUCUUAAAAACAUAUCACAUUAUAACUUGAUAUAACUCCAAGAACCCCUGCUAAAUCAAUCCAGUUCAACACUAUUUGGCAUUUAUUUCACGUGGUCUUAAACCAAGUAAUUUAUGGAGACAUAUCUCUGUUAAUUUGCAUUCUUUUAUCCUUAGAACAACUCUGAGUACUUGAAAGUGCCAUUCUCUGGUCCUACAAAUUUAACAACAGGCAGCGAGUUAUCUGGAAAAACCCUGCCAGGUAUUGUAACAACACACACUGAUCAAAGGAAAGAAUUAGAAUAUAAUAUGUUUAUAUGAUAAAUAGGAAAGGCUGCCAUUUUGUGUACAAUAUUGUAUAUACAUAUUUAUUCAUUAUAUAUUGGGGGUUGAGUGGGGAAUUGCAGGCUAAUGAAAAUAAAUAUAUAGUCAGAUUAGUCAUUCUAGAAAAGCCUGUUAUCUCUUAGAAGAUAUUGAACAUAUCUUUAAAAAAAAGUGUGCAAAUAUAUUAGGUUUUUAAGCACAGGGGACCCUAAUUCAGCCAUUUAUUUGGAUACCUUGAAACAGAAGACGAAUAGAAACAGCCAAGAAGCACCUACUGAAAUGUUGGGUGGAACGUUGCCCAGUCAAUGCUUCUGUAGAACAAUCUAAGGCUACAACAGAAGGAUCUUUGCUUGGCAAGGUUCCUUUGGCUCUGGACCUUACAGCCUAUGGAGGUUACGAUGCCUUUUAAGAACUUGUCCCAUGCCAAGAUGUCUCAUAUGAAUACAAAUGUGCUGGAAUUUGGUCUUAGGUUUUAUAAAAUUGAACUUAUUUUACCUGAAACAGUCAGUAAGUAGUGGCUGAUAGAUAUAAUAACCAAUUGGUUUUAGAAUAUGAGAAAUUUUAGGUGUUAAAGAUACAUCAUAGUUUACAGCAGAAAA